This is a messenger RNA of Limanda limanda (common dab), 2213 nucleotides long. RefSeq names its product protein L-Myc-1b-like. Gene Ontology annotation, molecular function: RNA polymerase II cis-regulatory region sequence-specific DNA binding; protein dimerization activity; DNA-binding transcription factor activity, RNA polymerase II-specific. The transcript has 3 exons. The record is from RefSeq and is a predicted model, not a curated record. Gene Ontology annotation, biological process: regulation of transcription by RNA polymerase II. Bases 362 to 1501 code for a protein of 379 amino acids. Lineage: Eukaryota; Metazoa; Chordata; Actinopteri; Pleuronectiformes; Pleuronectidae.
GUGUGGCUUUCUGGUGCGCAUUGUGGGCUGAGACCUGGAUCCUGUUCUCCCACGCCCGGCGUGUGCGCGUUGCCCCUUUUGUUGUUUUCUUCUGGUUUAAAGAGAACUCAAAGCAAAGUGGUAGCAGCUCAAUCUUUAAACCCCAGUCGGACCUACCGGAUCUUUUACGCGUCAGAUCACCGUGUACUCUUUGCUCUCUGGCUGCUGCAGGGGUUGGGGGGGUUUCUCAUGCACUCGUAAUUCACGUUGAGAUUUGCGGAGAAUCCGGUUGAACAGGACGUUCUCCACAGAUCGCAGCUGACAUCUGAUCCUUUCUGGGAAUAAAACUCUACCGGACUUUUGAUUAUUACUAUCUGGAAACAUGGAGUUCGACUGUUUCCAGCACUAUUUUUUGGACGAUUUCGACACCGAGGAGGACUUUUAUAAGUCGACCGCACCGAGCGAGGACAUAUGGAAAAAGUUCGAGCUGCUGCCCACCCCUCCCAUGUCUCCCACCCGGACUCUGAGCGGCGCUGCCCUGCACCUCUCGCCGGGGGACAAGCUCAGCUGGCUGUCCAAGGUGCUGGGGCAGGACGACGAGUGCGAGGGUCCCUUCCCCCCGGACACGGGGAAGCUGUUCGGCAACCUGAGCUCCAUCAUCAUCCAGGACUGCAUGUGGAGCAGCUUCUCCGCCAGCAAGCAGCUGGAGAAGGUCAGCGGGAGAGUGGCGGCCCCCGGGGCCUCCCCAGUGGCACAGAUCUCCGUGAGACCCAGCAAGGCGCAGUGCGUCGCCCCCAGUGGCCCGCUGCCCGCCGCGGUCACAGACUGCGUGGACCCGGCGGCUGUGCUCACCUUCCCGGCCAGCAGCUGCAGGAAGCCGGCCUCGUCAGGCUCCGAGUCUCGCUCUGAUUCCUCUGAUGAUGAAGAGGAAAUCGAUGUGGUCACCGUGGAGAGCAAGCAGAACCGGGUGCGGCUGGUCAACGUCAGAAAGCCAGUCACCGUCACGGUCCGGGCCGACCCAUGCCCAAAACGCUUCCACAUGUCCGUCCAUCGGCAGCAGCACAACUACGCCGCCCGAUCACCAGAUAGCGAGCCCGAUGAUGAAGAUGAUGACGACGAUGAUGAUGAUGAUGAUGACGAUGAUGAUGAGGAGGAGUAUGAGGAAGAGCCACGAAGCAAGCGAGCCUGCACAGCAUCCAGACAGCAGGGUCGUGGCUCCCAGCCCUCCUCCCCCUCAGAGUCCCCCGGAAACUCAGAUGUAGAAGACACUGACCGCAGAAAGAACCACAACUUCCUCGAGAGGAAGAGGAGGAACGACCUCCGCUCCCGUUUCCUCGCCCUGCGGGAUGAGAUCCCCGGCCUGGAAUCGGCUAAGACCCCCAAGGUGGCCAUCCUGACUCAGGCGACGGAGCACCUCGUGGAUCUGCACUCCAGAGAGAAGCGGCAGCUCCUAGAGAAGAAGCGCCUCAAGUCCCGGCAGCAGCAGCUUCUCCGCAGAUUGUCUGAGCUGAAGCGCUCCUGAGACUCUGUCACAGUCAAGAACUCUGCUCUUAAGUUACUUGUCACUUUUGAAAACCUACAGUUUUCAUUAAGACAUGCCUCAUGUGAAUAACCGUGGAAUGAAUUUUGUGUGGAAUAUUGCUGUGGGCUUCCGAUGAAUUGACUGUGCUGGCCUGUGAACCUUUUACGGGGAGGAGCAGUUAGACCUCUGUGUGUUGUGUUUCAUAUUUUUCUUUGCACAGUGUGUUAAUUUGGAACAUGGAGGCCUAAAUUAAUUUACUUUUAUAGCUAUGACCAAGAUAUAUCCUGGUAUGUUGUGAUGGGGGAUGAGAAAUGGCUUUUAAUAGUUGUAUCAGUGUGAUGCCUGUAGCCUUCAAGGUGUGUGUAUGUGGAAAGCAGGUUGGGGAACUCCAAUGCACACUUGAGUUAAGUGUGAAUGCCUUUCUGUACAUACGAGUGAAUGAGACUGAUUGUGCGAGUGAUUUUUUGAUGUACAGAUUGUCCUGUAAAUAAUAGCUUAUUGCUCCUGAUGAAGGAGACGGAAUCAAGAGUUGUCACCGGGUAUCGCUCCUCUGUCUAACGGGCCACAAGGCGCAGAGGAGCCUUUAUUUUGUUAAGAAAAUAGGAAAAAUUAAGAUAAAAAUGAAAAAAAGAAGAAAGUUGCACUGCUGUACUUUAUAUUCACACGUCACUUUGUGAUUUCAAUGCUUCUCCUGAUUUUGGUUGAUUUUUUU